UCACACAGUACUGGUGUGACGCUCCUGCCUCUCACACAGUACUGGUGUGUGGCUCUCCUGCCUCUCACACAGUACUGGUGUGUGGCUCUCCUGCCUCUCUCACAGUACUGGUGUGACGCUCCUGCCUCUCACACAGUACUGGUGUGUGGCUCUCCUGCCUCUGCCACAGUACUGAUGUGUGGCUCUCCUGCCUCUCUCACAGUACUGGUGUGGUGGUAUAGCACUUCGUUGCUCAAGCCUGGAAGGGUUCUGAAUGAGGCUCAUGUGAGACAUCUAUGUGUUGAGAAUCAGUGAUAUAUUUAUAGAAAAUUUGAGUAAAAAAUAUUGAGAGCACUAUAGGUAACUUAUAGUGUGCGACUAUAGCUGCUCUACGGCGAGUUGUGCGGAAAUAUUAACAGGAAAUUUUGUUCCUAAAGUGAAAUCAAUGUAAUUCUUAAUGUUACUUUUUAAGAUUCGGUAAAUGACAUUGCAGCUGGAUGAUAUGGUCUGAGCUUCAGGAGCGGCGGUGGACCAGCGGUGGCAGGAUGUGAACGGUGCCCAGCGCAGUACCAUGGCCCAGGAGUUCCUCCCGCUCUGCGAUGUGCUCUUCAACAUCAUCUCGCUGGCGUCCUACUUCUGUGAUGUGGUGUUUGACGUGGUCACCAUCUACACCCUGUACGACCAGCAGGAGGUGGUGUGGUUCGCGCUGGCGCUCUCCUGUGUGCUGCUCUCCCUCGUGGUGUGCCAGAUGUGUUCGCUCAAGUGGUAUCUCUCCAGUCUCCGGAAGGACCUGGCCAAGAAGGACUGCGAUCUGGGCAUUAUGCUCUUGCUCCAUUUCGUCCAGGGAGGCGUCCUUUGGCGCUACUUUAAACUCUUCAUCCCCGUGGAUCUUCGCUACGUCAAGCAUGAGGUUCGCGACUUGUGUAUGCUGCGACUGAUCCAUGCCUUCUGUGAGGCAGCCCCCAUGUUGCUCAUUCAGCUGUAUCUCAUAUGGCGAAAACCCGCGCUAUCUGAUCUAACAGACCUGAAUAUUGUGUCGACAGCAUUGUCGCUCUUCAGCGUGUGCUGGGCCUUGGCCUCCUUCAACAAGAACGUGCGGCGGCAUAACGUUCAUCGCCUGAUACUGACGUGGUUAGGAGUUAUAUUUCAGUUCAUCUGGCGGCUUGGGACCAUAACCUCCCGCUCGCUGGCACUCACCGUGUAUGCAACGCUCUACGGGUACUGGGUUUUCCUCGUCAUUGCCCUCCAUUGGGUCUCCAUGUUCCUUUGGCUCAUCUCUCCCAAGAAUGUCUUUCACGGUGAAAAGAUGCCCUUGUUUAAGAAAGUGAUAUUCUCCAUGUUAAUCGCCUUCUGUUACAUAUUCUGCUACAUCAACUUGCAAGAAAUCAACGCCCGGCAGAAGAUGGUGGCCUUCUACAUCACCAUGCUGCUAGAGAACGCCCUCCUGGUGGCGGUGUGGCUGGGGGGCCUGAGGUCCACGCCCUGGUACCAGUACCCUGUCACGGCCCUCGUCUUCAUCGCCUUCGGGUUCGGAGUGGUGUUCAUGAUCUUCUACUACCAGCACUUUCAUGUCAAGCGGCUCAAGCACAACUACACCAUGUCCUCCUCCAUCAACACCUACUCAUCGUGUACAGGAUGUCAGCUGGGUCAGUGUACAGACAAGUCACACCGCAUGCCUUUCCCAUACUACCUGAACGAGCUGUCGGCGAGCGACAACAGCACCAUCGCCUCCAACCCUCAGCAGAAUGGUAACGCCAAGCCCAAUAACCUGGAGACCAGCGAGGCGCGGAAUCAGCAGCAGCAGCCCUGCCACUACCCGCCGGACGCCCUCCACGUCCCCGGCGUCUUCACUUGCCGCUUCAACCCGGGCAUUAAGAGGAAGAAAAAAAAGCCGACGAGCUUCGUGCCACCUCCAGUUCCCGUUCUCCCUUCUAUAGGCGUGCCAAAUAAUAAUGGUCGUAUGGUGCCGUUCUGGAAGCGGCCUUUACCACAGUCGUUGUCAAGUGAUCACGAAGGGAGUGUGGGCUCCAGAGUCAACAUACAACAGAAGCUGCAGGAGAAGAAGCAACAACAGAUUGCUGAAUUAAGACAAAUCGAAGAAGAGAUAAAAGCUGGCAAGUUAAAGCGGCCGCAUCCCAGCGAUAUCUCCGAAUCUGGAACGCUUCGUCAACCCAUCCCUCGGGCGAAGAAGCAACCGUGGUUGAAGCCUGAACCGCUGGACUUCACAUACCUUGUGGUAGAGCCCUCAGCGGCGCCCGUGCCGGCCCCAGCCCACAGAAAACAUCGUUCUCAAACGCCAGAGAUUCUGCUGGCGCCACAUUACCUGGACAACACCAGGAUCUACUACGACUACCAGGACCCUCGGUGGAAAUACGGAAACAACUACCACCUUCCCUCUGAUGACAUGAGCGGCUCCAGUCACUCCAAACACUCGAUAAAAAGACGCAAUAGAAAGGGAGAUAAAAACACGGACAAUAGAGACAAAGUUAUUUAUAAGUCUUACAGAAUACCAUCUGAUCUCGAUAGUCAAAUAUCGCUACCGAGGUCUUAUACUCUUCCCAGAGAAUUCAAAUAUUACAGAAGACCCAAGUCGAGAAAAGCUGUGAGAACUGACCACUUCAUGGCGUCGACAAACUCCAGCGAUGGUGAUGUCGAUUCCUGCGACGAAGGAGACUUGGAGAAAUCUCUGAGUCGACUCAACAACGCCGUCCACUUCCACCUCAACCACAGCCACCACCACCACUACCACCACCACAGCUUCCUCCACAAUCACCACACCAACCACGUAGCCGAGUCUCCACCUCAUCCGCAGCACCCACUUCGGGCGCGCAUUCACGCGGCGUUCCACCGCAACUUGGCCAACACUCACGAGACGAAGUUGUGAGGCGCGGUGAACUCCCCCCGGACAAAAGACAGUCACAGUGGCGGCAUCUCGCGGCCCAGGAAGCUCAGUGUAAAUCACGACCCGUGUGAGUACCACUCGUAGGAGCUCAACUUGAAGAGAAGGUACUCACAAGGUGUAAACAAUGGUCUCAUUCACUCAGGCUGACCACCUCAAAUUGGACGUGUUUAUGAAAAAAAAACAAUCGCAAGCCUGUUUUCAAAUGAAGGAAAGAUCUUUUCAAUGUGUGUGUGUGUGUGUGUGUGUGUGUGUGUGUGUGUGUGUGUGUGUGUGUGUGUGUGUGUGUGUGUGUGUUUUAAUUGUGUGAAUACAAUUACUAUCAUUUAUCACACAACAAAUAUUACAGAAGCUGUCUUAAUUUUAUAUGGUGUGCAAAUUUCAGAUUGAAAAUUCAAAGGAUGCAGUUACAGGUGUUAAUAGGGAUUUCGAUUUAUUUUCCACAGAAAUGUGCAAUAGUGUCUGUGUACUCCAAGCUUCGACAAAUGAAGUGAUUGUUUAAUGUGCCCAAAAUUGUUCUUUGCCAAAUCCAAUAAUAUGCGCGUUAUAUAUUGGGUUAUACUUGUGUCUUCUUCUGUCUGUUGUAGUAUAUCGUCAGUAUUAUACUACACUAUACUAAAGAACACUAUACUAUACUAUAGAACAACACAUGUCAUGAUAACAAGACCAGGAUGUGUGCCGUGGUGUUCAGUCCUUUAGUUUAGUGUUUUGGGACAUUAAAGUGUUCCUGAGCACUAAAGUGUGCUCAGGAAGCCUCAAUGCUCAGAGUAUUUUUAAUUCAGAAACUUGCUUUUUUUUUAUUUACCUUAGGCCCAAAGCCUAUAAUACAGAUGGGGUCUUUUCUGUGACUUAGUUUUUUGGGGAGGUUUAAAGAAAUUACAAUGAUUCAGGUUGCAUCUUAGUGGUCUUCGUGAUCUUUUCGAAUUACUAAAGACCUUUGAAACGGUUCUAGAUCGUCUUUUUAAUAUCUUUGAUACAUUCAAAUAUGUUUACCUCUCACGUAUUUUCAUAUUGUGUAAGGUCUUUUUAAAAGUUCAUUAGUCUUUCCAAAAGUCUUUGUGCCAUUAUAGUUCAAUCUGGCCCCUUUUUCAUGUUUAUUCCAUUUUUCUAGCCACGUUUGAGUCAGUUUUAAGAUUGUUCUUCGUUUCCAAAUGUUCUCAGCAUAUUCAAUGAGUUCUAAACCCGUCUGAUUAAACCGAUUCUUCUACAGGGCGUCGAAUAUUGAAGUUCUGCAAGUCCUCCUUCUAAAAGUUUCAAAGACAUUCUUGAACUCCUAAGUGUCAGUAGAGAUUAUAAGUUCGUGUAAGGCAUCCCUAAACCCAUCCAGAAUUUACAUGCCCUACAAAUAAUUGGUUCUCGAUUAGAUAUUCCCCCGCGUGUGUUAUAUUCUCUAGAACUUCAGUUGUAUUUAGCGAUCCGAAAACCUUUGCAAAGAUCCACGAACUUGUCUAAAAAUCGUGACACAUUUUAAUGACCCCAACACAUCUUAGAUAACCCAAAUCCUUACUGAGAUUUCUAUAUUUGAUUAAAGAUCGUGGCACUUUGAGAUUUUAGCCUAUUCUAAAUUUUCCGAGGGGGAUUUGUAGAUAUUUAUAGAUCCUUAUCGUGAUUCUCAGAGCCUCUUAGAAAUCCCCAGAUCCAGAUGGUGUUUUAGUAAUCCCAAAAUCCCAUAGAUCCCCAAAUUACUUCAAUUUUUUUCUGCCUGCUACAUGAGGCCACCAUCUUCUGUGACCCAGACGGAGAUAGGAAUCUAGCGGGUUGUCUUAGCUACUCCGUUGUUCCAGAGGAUCUCUUUCCAAAUGAAGUUUGAACUGUCUCGGCAUUCUUGGUUUCGUCGAGGUGAUUCCCAGGGCUUAGUAACCCAUGGGUGAAAAAGCAUCUCCAGUUUUCUGUCCUACAGUGUGGCUUGUUGAGCUUGAAAUUGUUUUCCUUAUGUGUGAGUUACUUUGUACCUUUCAAAGAUGUGGCUUGGAUCAAUAUCUUCUGAGAUGAACCCUGUCGUGAUUGGUUUGAGGUGUUGUAAGUCAUGGGGUCCUUAACCAUUCCUGUUAUUAGAGUUAAAUUGAGUUUUAAGAUGAAUUUUGUCAUUCUAUAUCUUUUUAAAUAACCCCAGAUCCUUGUAGAGCUUUCUUUGUCUUCCUGAUGGUCCGCAGUUUCUUCCAGAAAUCUCCUAGAUCAUUCUCAGAUUCUACAGAUUGUUUUAGAGUUUCCAAGUUCUGUAAAUUGCUAGAAUCUCUAAAUAUUCCUUGAAGCUUUUGGCCAGCCAUGGGGUGUUGUAGCCCUUCGUCUCCUCUAUGACCACUGUCAUCAUGGCUACUCAUCACUUCACCCCAAAGUUGUCCUUGAUCGCAAACGAUGAUUCACAAUACCGUGACCGAUGAGACGAUGAGCGGACCGAAACGUCGUCGUCGUCGGCUCAUCUUCCGGUGUGUGGGUUAAUCAUCAUGUCCUUGAUUGCUUUCUCACGGUUCAAGAUUGCAACUCCUGGUCGGCCGAGCGGACAGCACGCUGGACUUGUGAUCCUGUGGUCCUGGGUUCGAUCCCAGGCGCCGGCGAGAAACGAUGGGCAGAGUUUCUUUCACCCUAUGCCCUUGUUACCUAGCAGUA
Procambarus clarkii (red swamp crayfish) is the source of this 5485-nucleotide messenger RNA. RefSeq lists its product as uncharacterized. Gene Ontology annotation, cellular component: plasma membrane. Gene Ontology annotation, biological process: apoptotic process involved in development; phosphatidylserine exposure on apoptotic cell surface; engulfment of apoptotic cell. Lineage: Eukaryota; Metazoa; Arthropoda; Malacostraca; Decapoda; Cambaridae. The record is from RefSeq and is a predicted model, not a curated record.